Messenger RNA from Sorghum bicolor (sorghum), 1790 nucleotides. Its product is annotated as BURP domain-containing protein 12. Bases 70 to 1545 code for a protein of 491 amino acids. Lineage: Eukaryota; Viridiplantae; Streptophyta; Magnoliopsida; Poales; Poaceae. The record is from RefSeq and is a predicted model, not a curated record. The transcript is spliced from 4 exons.
ACAUACAUAUGACUCGGCUGUUGGAGAGCCAAGCUAAACAGAAUUACAGAAGGGAUCAACAGAGGCAAUAUGAGUUUCCGUGUGUCGCUACUCACUUUCCUCCUGUUCGCUGUGUUUGGAGGUAUGCGCCCAAAUUUGGCAACAACGGACGGCCGCAGUGCUACAGUGCCCAGUGCUGGUUCUGCUAUCAUUGCAUACUGGCAAAAAAUGCUACCUGACUCUACCAUGCCAUCAGCUAUACGUGACCUUUUGACCCCCAAUAAUAAUGCUGAUGCAAACAAAGACAACCCUUACCCGAUACCGGCGUCAGCCUUUUAUGGGAAAGAAGCAAACAGCCUAAACCCAACAAUCUUCUAUGGGAAAGCAACAAAUGGGGACGACAACCCUUACCCGAUACCGGCCACAGCCUUUUAUGAGAAAGAAGCGAACAACCGAAACCCAACAAUCUUUGGGAAAGGAACAAAUGGGGACGACAACCCUUACCCGAUACCAGCCACAGCCUUUUAUGGGAAAGAAGCGAAUAACCUAAACCCAACAAUCUUCUACAGGAAAGAAAUAAAUCGGGACGACAACCCUUACGUGCCGGUCUUGGCUUUUCAUGGAAAAGAAGUGAAUAACCUGAACCCAGUGAACAACCUGCCGCUCUCGGCCUUUUGUGGGAAAGAAGUGAACAAUCUUCCGGUCUCAGCCUUUUCCGGAAAAGCAACAAUUGGGCCCGUCCAUGUGUCCAAAAUGAACAUUGCAGAUGAUGCUGACCAUCAUGUUCACGAACAUCGCCAUAUCGAUGGUGGCCAUGACCAUUUCGAUUCGAGGAACAUCGGCUUCCUCUUCCUAGAGGACGCCUUGACACCUGGAUCCAAGGUUGCCCCUUAUAUCGACCCGGCUAGCAGCCGAGGUGCUCCUUUGCUGCCUCGUGAUGUGGCCGAUUCCAUCCCGAUGUCCACAAAGAGCUUCACGGACAUCCUCAGAAUGUUUUCACCGGUAUCACGCGCCAUGGCGGAGAGCAUAUGGUACUCGCUAGAGCUGUGUGAGCACCCUCGCCCUAUCAAGGGCGAGAAGAGGGGGUGUGUGACAUCCAUCGAGUCCAUGGUCGAUUUCGCAGCGUCCAUGCUCGGGACAAGCGACCUCCGGGCCUUUUCAUCCCCAAGCGUCCCCGUCGAAGGCCGUAAUGCUUCCAAGGUUUACACCGUGCUGGCGGUGAGGGCGAUCACCAGCCCGGGAGACACCAUGACAUGCCAUGGCAUCCCGUUCCCAUACAAGGUUUUCCUGUGCCAUGCCCUGGUGCCAACCAAGGUGUACUCUGUGACGGUAGAGAGCGACGACGACGACGGCGUGGAGGAGAAAGAGAGGAUGGAAGAAGCGCUGGUCGUGUGCCACCUCAAUACGGCGGAGUUCGACCCCAUGAAGAUGCCGCCGCGUGUGAAACCUGGAGACGCCCCAGUCUGCCACUUCCUCAACAACGACGACGUCCUCUGGGCGCCCGCUGCAACUACACUUGGGACACAGCAAGGAGCAGCCGAGGACGUCGUCGUAGCUGCCCAGUAGAGGCAGCAGCUAAUUAAAGGAUGGUGCUUGCAUAUAUGCAUGCACACCGUACCGCCUACGCAAGUAUUGUUGUUACAUAUGUGUGAAAAUAAUACGGCUAGCUAUCGAUGCAUGCACGCACUCGCAGUGUGAUUGAGCUUGCUAGCUAGCUAAUGUGAUUGUGCGGGUGAAAUUUAUGUAUCGUAUAUGUAAAGAGCAGCUUGUUGCAUAUUACUAAUAAAUCUGUUUUAAAUUAUAAGACGUUA